This is a messenger RNA of Linum trigynum, 2040 nucleotides long. Lineage: Eukaryota; Viridiplantae; Streptophyta; Magnoliopsida; Malpighiales; Linaceae. The record is from the annotation of a GenBank genome assembly.
UACACUCUUGGAGUUGGAGGUUCAGCUAUUGCUCGUGGCUUAACUCCCAAUCUGGUUCAGUUCAUCUUCCAUUAAUCCCUACUUCAAGUUCGCCUUCAUUAUCUUGGGACCUUCUCGAAUUUCGGUUGUUUUGCGGCACUGAUAUUUUGCAGGCAUUGUUUUUUGGAGGACAGGAAAACGUGUCGUCCUUAUUGGCUCGCCAUACCAUCCCGGCACUGGGGAUCGUGGUAGAUCCAUGUGCAGCAGUGCUGGUUCUCUUUGUGACUAUACUUUUGUGCUUGGGAAUCAAAGAGAGUUCAUUGGCACGAACUGUCGUCACGACAAUAAACAUUUGCGGGAUGAUCUUUAUCAUAACAGCUGGCCUGGAUAUGAUCUGGCUUCCGGGUAUCUUCCUUCUGGAUUUAAUGGGAUGCUUGCAGGAUCUGGGAUAGUGUUCUUUUCGUUCAUUGGCUUUGAUGUAGUAGCUAGCACAGCUGAAGAGGUGAAAAAUCCGAAAAGAGAUUUGCCUAUUGCCCAGGAUGUUCAUGGCUAUGGCUAGAGAUGGAUUGUUACCGUCAUUCUUUUCAGACAUUGAUAAACACACCCAGGUUCCAGUGAAGAGCACGAUAGUGAUUGGGAUUCUUGCUGCAGCCCUAGCAUUUUUCAUGGAUGUUUCACAGUUAGCAUGGAUGGUGAGUGGAUUGUCAAGAAAAUUCAUGCAAGUUUGUGAAUAUGAAUACUAGAACUUUCAUUCACCUUUUUUUUUAAAGGUGAGUGUGGGUACAAUACUUGCGUUCGCUGCUGUUGCAGUUUCUUUCCUGAUACGUUCCGCCAGAUGUAGUCCCCCUUGCCUCAUCAUUUCUUGAGUCUAUUGAUGCUUCUUCACCUUUGCUGCUUGGUGGUGGUGAUGUUGAGGAUGUUUCUAGCUUGAAAUUUAAGGAUCCCGUCAAGUUCUUUGAUCAUGGUGAAGGCAUACACCGUGGAGGGACUUCGAUUAGAACUUGUAUCUGUCACAAACAAAUUGAUCUAGGUACUGCUCUCUGUUGAUUCGUAUUGAAUGCUACCCCAAUUGAUAUCCCACAAUUGCUUUUGAAACCCCAAUUGGUUGCCUCUAAGCCUGUGUUAGUGCAUCAUAUUCGAACUUAUGAAUAUCAGAUGUGAAAGGGAUUCAUUGCUACCAAUGUUAUCUACCCUGCACCAGUUCUUGUGAUUUUGAACAUUGUGUUUUUUCUCUACAGGAUUCUACGAUUCACAUCUUGUAUAGUGGGUGGAGGUCUUCUUUUGUGUGGUCUGAUAGCUCAGGAUAAUGGGAGGCACACCAAGACAUUGAGUCAUUGACUGCCCAGUGCCAUUGAUGGAUAAACUAUUGUCGAAAUCUUUCCAGGUUUCACUUGCCCUUUCGUUCCAUUCCUACCAGUUGCUCACUUGCUUGCAUUCUUGUCAACACGUACUUGCUGGUGAAUCUGGGGUGAGUUAAUAUUAACGGCAGAAUAAAAUAAUGUAUAUCUCAAUUUAAGCAAAGAAAGCAUUGAUCUUUCCCAUUUUUCACCCUCUAAUGAAUGGAAAUGCAUACAAGGGCGGGACGUGGCUCCGAGUAUCAGUAUGGCUGCUGAUUGGAGCAGUUAUCUACUUGUUCUAUGGUCGGACUCACAGCUCUCUCAUGGAUGCCGUUUACGUUCCUAAUGCAUACGCAGAUAAGGUAUAUCGUGCUUCGUCAAGUUACCAGGUCGGAGAAGAUUAGUGCACAACAUGUUACUAAUGAUGAACUACUACAACCCCAAGACUUUUAUCAUUUCAACCGUUGUGUUGAAAGGUGAAAUUUUAAUGGGCUAUAUAUAUGCUUCGUAAAUUAAAUGUAUUUCUUAAUCUUAGGCUGACAGAUAUCAGAGCCAGCCAGCCAACAAAUUGUAUAAUUGUGUGAGCUGGGAUUGAAAACAAAGUGUAAAUAGCUCUUUUUGUACAGAUUAAAACAUGUAGACCAAUCUCUACAUAGCUUCACUGUUACAUUCUUGCCAAGAACAUUUGGAGUGGUCUUUUUCAUAAGAAACAAUUACCAAGGAA